Molecule: messenger RNA, 2232 nt
Organism: Pristis pectinata (smalltooth sawfish)
Lineage: Eukaryota; Metazoa; Chordata; Chondrichthyes; Rhinopristiformes; Pristidae
Product: hyaluronidase-5-like
Exons: 5
Coding region: 287-1846 (519 amino acids)
Biological process (GO): carbohydrate metabolic process; hyaluronan catabolic process
Cellular component (GO): acrosomal vesicle
Molecular function (GO): hyalurononglucosaminidase activity
Source: RefSeq, a predicted model, not a curated record
GCGGCAUCCUCUUCAGAAUACCACGUUGUCAGCUGCACUCCCUGAACAAUCUGGACCUGAACUGUAGACAGACAAUGCAAACUCGCACACCUUUCUUGAACUUCACAACGGUGUAAACCACGUUUGUACCACAAAGGCAACCAUCUACUGGGUUAACUUCAGGUGAUCAUUUAAACCCCACUAGUUUAACGGAGUGAGAUCGUAAAAGAAAGAAGGAACAAUUCAAAGAGAUCUGAAUCCAAGAACCUGUUGAGUUAGUCACCAACUGAAGUCCCUUGCUGCAAUAAUGAGACUCCACAACUUUAAUUGCAACUGCAACAAUCUUUUCUCCAUACCAAUUGUACAGUUUGCUCUGCUUGCUUCCAGCUGUCUCGGUCAACCAUUACCUCAAACUGUGAGUCCCUUGAUAGAGAAUGCCCCCUUCACUGCUUUGUGGAAUGCACCCACUGAAUUGUGUGACAGCAGAUUUGGUGUUACAAUAGAUUUGAGCCUGUUUGAGGUCAUUGGUAGCCCCUUGGAAACUGCUACAGGACAACCCAUCACAAUAUUCUAUCACAACAGACUUGGUUAUUAUCCAUAUUAUGAUGAGUUAACUAAUGAAGCAUUUAAUGGUGGCAUACCUCAGCUGGUGCCCUUAGAUCUUCACUUAUUAAAGACAACAGCGGAUUUUCAGCACUACAUUCCUUCAGAUGAGAAUCCUGGACUUGCAGUGAUAAACUGGGAAAACUGGAGGCCACAGUGGAUAAGAAAUUGGGACCAGAAAGAUAUUUACAGAAUAAAAUCUGUCGAGCUGGUUAUGCAACAAAAUCAUUCAAUGAAUAUGAAAGAUAUAAUUGAGAUUGCCAAGAAUGAAUUUGAAGAAAAUGCAAAAAAAUUAAUGCUAACAACUUUAAAAUUGGGUAAAUCAUUAAGACCAAAUCACUUAUGGGGAUACUACUUGUAUCCAGAGUGUUAUAACUACAAUUACAAGGAUUCAAUUGUUAACUACAUAGGGAGAUGCCCUGAUAUUGAAAUUUCAAGAAACAAUGAACUUCUCUGGCUUUGGAAUGAAAGCACAGCGCUCUUUCCAUCCAUCUACCUGCAGACAAUACUACGAGAUUCAGUCGCUGCAGCUAAGUUCGUGCGUCACCGUAUCCAGGAAGCAAAACGGGUGGCAUUACUUUCUACCCAGGAGUACUCUCCCCCUAUUUAUGUUUACACCCGUCCAGUGUUCACUGAUUCUCCCACAGAAUAUCUAUCUGAGAUUGAUCUUCUCCACACUAUUGGGGAAAGUGCUGCUCUGGGAACAGCUGGGUUUGUUGUAUGGGGCAGUUUAAGUAUGACGGAAACAAAGCUCGUGUGUUUGACUGUUGAUGACUAUGUUAAAGAAGUCCUGAAUCCUUACAUUGUUAAUGUGACAUCUGCAGCAAGGCUCUGCAGUAAAAUACUGUGCCACAACAAAGGGCGAUGUGUGCGAAAGGACUGGGACUCUGCUCGUUACCUGCACUUGAACCCUGCGAGCUUCAGAAUAAGGAGAACUAACAAAGAAUACAUAGUUAUAGGACAAGCUUCCUUUGAAGAUAUAAUCUUCUUUGCAGAAAACUUUGCUUGCCAGUGCUACGCAGGGCAGAAUUGUGAACCUGUAGGUGACAUAGAGAACUAUAUCACUGAACUGGACACCUGCGUUAAUCCUGACUAUUGCAUCAACUUGGAUGCCUACACAGAAUUGCCUACCAAGUCGCAAAUUAUUGAUCUAAACUCAACUAUUUCUUCCCGAAAUUCUGUUCAUUCUAUCAGUAGUCACUUUGGCCCAUUAGUUUGCACAGCUUUCAUUGCACUUUAUACAAUGCAUCAAAUGUUAUUUUAAAAGAAAUACUUGUAUCCAGUCACUCUCUUGUCUUUUUUGAUUUAAUUAAUGAGCGACUGCAGCACAAUAUGGAUUUUAACAGCAAGUAUUUGAAGUGUGACCUGUUGGUAUGUUCCAGCUAGUGUCCCAAUGUGAAUGUUUUGGUGCUCGGCUAUUACAGUAUAUCUAAUCCUCCAAAUGAUUGAUUAACUCACUAAUUUAAAUAUCUGAGUGCCUGACUGAAUGCUUGAUUUUAUGUAGACCCUGUCACUCAUGUUCAUUUGCUUCUAUUUGGUACAGUUUUGCUCAUGAUUAUAUGGGAUACUGAAGUAAUUUUGGAUAAUUCAAGAAUGUGACCAAUCUCUGUGGAUAACUGAUGAUUAAUGUCUGGGUAAUAGGCCACAGCA